UAAGCAAGUGUUUAAUAUUUGCGCUUUUUGUAAAAAACCUCGAGCAACUGUACAGUAAACAGCCAACAGCACCAUCUCAGAGUGUCUAUAAGAUUUUGCGUGCAUUCGCGUGAGUCUUGCGGAAUUCAUCGCGUGAUGAAAAUAACAUUUGUUUACAAAUUGGAAAUCACGCAAAACUUGGCGGCAAAGUAUCUAUUGUGGAACCAUUGGUAAACCAAAUCUCAGCGUGAAAUAUCGCAAGUUCAGUUUUGAUUCCUCUAACUUUUCCAUUUCAAGCACGCUCUUAAGUGCCCUUGAAUAGGAAUGCAGAUGAGCGUGAAAAAUUUUCUGUCAGCUUCGUAUCAAAUUUUUGUCCUCUAACAGUGAUUCAUGGAAUUAGAAAUCUUUGGCUAUUGUGGAAAGAAAUUCUAAUUUGUUGCGUGCUCAUCAUGCCUUCGAGAACAAAUGGGGGUCAUUGAAAUAUACUUAACAAGAAAGCGCAGGCCUGCAAUUCAUCACUGCGUCUAGCGCAUGCCGAGUGGUACUGCUGCGAACAGUUGUGUUUAGUUUGUUUGUAAAAGCGUUACCGCUAAAUACCAGAGGUAAGCCGAGCCAAAUAUAGCAAAAGAAGCAAAGACUUUGCUAAAGAUACAUCCGUUCAGCUCCUGAUGUCUAUUUUCCGCAUUGCACGCUCGAGCUGUGACUAAAAAAAAAUUUGAAAAAUCACGUAAGAGGUCGGUAUAAAAGACAUUCUUUAAAUUCUCCCGCUGUGAAGUGCAACUCGUCUAGCUCUCGUUCCAGUUGAACCUCAGACACGGUGCAGUUGACAGUCCAGUUCUCACGCGUGAAGAUGAUCUACAGCACGUGUAUGUUUUUGUGCUACUAUCUCGGCACUUCAGUGCUGUUGCUUGCGUUUACAGUAUUGCGGCUUUUGAAACUCAUUCCUUGUACACAGUGGAUCAUUUCAGAGUUUGUAAACAAGAUUUCGACAAUCCAAAUGCCCAGGGAGGACUAUUGGGAUUCACUAUUCACAUGGCCUAUGUUAAGCUCCAAACGCUCGUCAAUGCUACUCGAACUGCAAAAGACAGCUUCUUGGGGAAAAAUCGCCCCAGACUCCCAGCUCAUUUCGGUAGACGGAAAAUCAAGUUAUCGUCUCUUAGAAUUUUGCAGAGGCAACCGUCCUCUCGUCGUCAACUUCGGCAGUUGGACCUGCCCUGUUUUCAGAACAAGGGUGAACGAGUUCCUCUCCAUCGUGCGAGAAUUCAGGGACGUGGCCGAUUUCUUGACGAUAUAUGUAGAGGAAGCCCAUCCAACCAAUGGUUGGAAAUUGGAGAAUAACAUCACAAUACCACAACACCAAACUCAGGAAGAGAGAUGUAGCGCUGCAAAGAUGAUGUUAGAUUCAGUUGAAUUCAUCUGUCCAGUUUUGGCAGACACCAUGACGAAUGAAGCGAACAAGGCUUACGCUGGCAUGCCUAUCAGACUCUACAUCAUCAGAAGGAACCAAAUACAAUACGCAGGGGGGAUGGGACCCACAUUUUACAAUCUUAAGGAAGUAAGACAAUGGCUUCAGAACAUCAGAAUUCAUCCGAAAACUGCCAGGCACAGAGCGUAGAUAAAUGCGCGGGAAAAAUAAAUGGACUUUAGUAUCACUUUAGACAACUUCUUGCUCUAGCACGCUAGACGCACGUGGAAUAUUUGAAUCUGUAUGCACGCUUUGACCGCAGACCACUUCAGUCUGAUAAUUAAGUAGUAUUUUGAAGGAUUAUUGUCUGGAGGAAACAAGCCGCCAAGACAAUUUACUGAGGGAAUUUAAAAAAAAAAAAAAUUGAAGGAAGACAUGGUGUACAUACGCAUCUUCAAGUCUGGUAUAAAUUUAUUGUAAAACAAGAAGAAUUUUGUACAUUAUACAUACAUAUUUUAACUAUUAUUUUGAUACUGCAGUUGUCAGGUCCAUAGAUAUUACUAAGUGACGACCACGCAUAGUGGGUAAUGUUCUGUUUCAAUGUCACGUUCUAAGUCGGAACAUUGUACUAUUCAAAGGGAAGCUGUGAAUAAAUUACUACACAAGCACAAA
Molecule: messenger RNA, 2056 nt
Organism: Pocillopora damicornis (cauliflower coral)
Lineage: Eukaryota; Metazoa; Cnidaria; Anthozoa; Scleractinia; Pocilloporidae
Product: type I iodothyronine deiodinase
Biological process (GO): thyroid hormone metabolic process
Molecular function (GO): thyroxine 5'-deiodinase activity
Source: RefSeq, a predicted model, not a curated record